CUUCCCAGCCUCACGCCCGUGGGCUGCAGUUGGAGCGAUGGCGGCGGCAGCCGCUGGGCCUGGCCCGGGCUCUGGACCCGGGGACUCUCCGGAGGGGCCCGAGGCAGAGGCUCCGGAGCGUCGGCGGAAGGCGCACGGGAUGCUAAAGCUUUACUAUGGCCUCUCGGAGGGGGAGGCGGCGGGGCGCCCCUCGGGGUCGGACCCCCUGGACCCGACGGAUCUCAACGGGGCGCACUUCGACCCGGAAGUGUAUCUGGACAAGCUGCGUAGAGAGUGCCCCCUGGCCCAGCUGAUGGACAGUGAAACAGACAUGGUGCGGCAGAUCCGGGCUCUAGACAGCGACAUGCAGACCCUGGUCUAUGAGAACUACAACAAGUUCAUCUCAGCCACAGACACCAUCCGGAAGAUGAAGAACGACUUCCGGAAGAUGGAGGACGAGAUGGACCGGCUGGCCACCAACAUGGCGGUGAUCACCGACUUCAGUGCGCGCAUCAGCGCCACCCUGCAGGACCGCCAUGAGCGCAUCACCAAGCUAGCAGGGGUCCACGCGCUGCUGCGGAAGCUGCAGUUCCUCUUCGAGCUGCCCUCGCGCCUCACCAAGUGCGUGGAGCUGGGCGCCUACGGGCAGGCGGUGCGCUACCAGGGCCGCGCGCGGGCCGUCCUGCAGCAGUACCAGCACCUGCCCUCGUUCCGCGCCAUCCAGGAUGACUGCCAGGUCAUCACGGCUCGCCUGGCUCAGCAGCUGCGGCAGCGCUUCAGGGAGGGCGGCUCCGGCGCCCCCGAGCAGGCAGAGUGCGUGGAGCUGCUGCUGGCCCUGGGCGAGCCAGCGGAGGAGCUGUGUGAGGAGUUCCUGGCGCACGCCCGUGGGCGGCUGGAGGCCGAGCUGCGGAGCCUGGAGGCAGAGCUGGGGCCUUCCCCUCCCGCUCCCGACGUCUUAGAGUUCACGGAUCGCGGAGGAAGUGGCUUUGUGGGUGGCCUCUGCCAGGUGGCCUCGGCCUACCAGGAGCUCUUUGCGGCCCAGGGCCCGGCGGGUGCCGAGAGGCUGGCAGCCUUCGCCCGGGAGCUGGGUGGCCGCUACUUUGCGCUAGUGGAGCGGCGGCUGGCGCAGGAGCAGGGUGGCGGUGACAACUCCCUGCUGGUGCGGGCGCUGGACCGCUUCCAUCGGCGCCUGCGGGCUCCUGGGGCCCUGCUGGCCGCUGCUGGGCUGGCCGAGGCGGCCACGGAGAUCGUGGAGCGAGUGGCCCGCGAGCGCCUGGGCCACCACCUGCAGGGCCUGCGGUCGGCCUUCCUGGGUUGCCUGACCGAUGUGCGGCAGGCUUUGGCUGCCCCUCGCCUGGCUGGAAAGGAAGGCCCGGGCCUGGCCGAGUUGCUGGCCAACGUGGCCAGCUCCAUCCUGAGCCACAUCAAGGCCUCGCUGGCAGCUGUGCACCUCUUCACCGCCAAGGAGGUGUCUUUCUCCAACAAGCCCUACUUCCGGGUGGGUCUUCUGUACGAAGAGGGUGUCCGCAAGGCCCAGAGCAGUGACUCCAGCAAAAGGACCUUCUCCGUGUACAGCAGCUCUCGACAGCAGGGCCGCUACGCCCCCAGCUACACGCCCAGUGCCCCAAUGGACACCAAUCUCUUGAGCAACAUCCAGAAGCUGUUCUCUGAACGCAUCGACGUGUUCAGCCCUGUGGAGUUCAACAAGGUAUCGGUGCUGACCGGCAUCAUCAAGAUCAGCCUGAAGACGCUGCUGGAGUGUGUGCGGCUGCGCACCUUUGGGCGCUUCGGCUUGCAGCAGGUGCAGGUGGACUGUCACUUCCUGCAGCUCUACCUGUGGCGCUUCGUGGCCGACGAGGAGCUUGUGCACCUACUGUUGGAUGAAGUGGUGGCCUCAGCCGCCCUGCGCUGCCCGGACCCAGUGCCCAUGGAACCCAGUGUCGUCGAGGUCAUCUGCGAGCGCGGCUAGGCCGGGCCGCUGCCAGGCACAGGCUCGCCCAGUUGCCCCAACCCGCCCAUCUCCUGGUCUCCCGCCCGGGCGGCCCUU
This is a messenger RNA of Puma concolor (puma), 2026 nucleotides long. The record is from RefSeq and is a predicted model, not a curated record. Lineage: Eukaryota; Metazoa; Chordata; Mammalia; Carnivora; Felidae.